GUGGGCUUCAUCUGCUGAAGUCUCUGCGGGCAUUCGUGGAGUGCUUUGUAGAUAUCACAUCGCCCAUGAUGAUAAAGGUGUUGUGCUUUCCCUGGGUUCUUGAGUUUGGAUUUAGGACUUACCACGCUUAUAUCGUUCAUGAAUUCAUUGAAGGUCUACUACAUAUCAACUACUGCUACCUAAAGAUUCUUCCGUUUCUGAUAGAAUCAAGAUGGGUGACACAGGACAGUACCAAGGCUCACAAGCCUUCAGUCAUAUUGUGCCCCAAGAAAACGAGUCCGUAAACCCUAAUACAGGGUCAUUGAACUAUACAGCACAGCUGCUACAACUUCGUGGCGUCAGACCCGGCAUCGACUUGAGCCUGAACGUGUUUUACAGUUACGGCACGGUGGGGACUUUUGGCCUACCACAUAAUUGGAGUCUCGACCUUCCCUACGUUCUAGAUGGCAAGAGUCUUACUGCCAAUGGACAUACCUAUGCCAUCGACUACGAAUGGUCCGACGACAAGGACUAUGCCUCUGGCCUGAAGUACAUGAAUAACCACGGUAUCAAGUUUGAGAAAAUUGUCCCUCCUCAGGAUCUACCUUCUGGACUUCCUGGACAGUACGGCUACCAGCUUAGUCAGGUUGACGGGUCCAAGGUGUACUUUGAUGUUGAAGGCAAGCCCUUACAGAACUCAGAUAUCUACGGUAAUUUCAUUUACUACAGCUAUCUUCAAGGGUCCGAUGGUGGCGUCGGUUCGCAGAACGUGCUACUGGACUUUGUCCAAGACUCCUGGGGACAACAGAUUACCUUCGAAUAUCAGGAGUCUCAGCUGUGGGUAAUCAAGCUUCCUACAGGCUCAUACACAACAAUCAACUUCUCGGAAGAUGGCAUCCUUACCAUCCAGGACCCUGCAGACCUUACUACUUCCUUUGACUAUCAGCCUUCCCCUGUAAAUAGUAGCUCGAAGGUUCUGUCCAUAAUUACGUAUCCCACUGGACUAUCAUCAAGAUAUGAGUGGGGUACUGUUAAAUACCUGGACGCGAAUGGAUCCGCACAGUAUAUGCCCAAGGUCGAUGAGCAUUACCAAAUGGACUCCGAGGAUACGAUAUAUAGUAACACCUCAUACGACCUCGGAGGGUUCACCGGGGGUAGCACGUAUACGGGUGCCGCCAUCGGUCUCCAAAUGGCUGGUGCUACCGACGCCCUGAUGGAUGGAGCGGGAAGGGCAUUGUCCUACACAUACGAUGUGACCAAGACAAGUAACGACAAGGACGGGAACGGGGUAGCUAGGACAACUACAUAUUUCAACAACUACCACCUACCUAUCCAACAAAUCAAAUAUUCUCUUGACAACAAAGGCAAUUUUGUAGAGGCCUACCAGACUGAAUACGAAUAUGACAUCCCGAUAGACGAAAGAGCCCGAAUUACCGCGUAUAAUUAUCCGGUCGCCACAACAACCUCCAACAACACGAGCCCUACUGGGGACCCGGUUUGGCAGUGCCUUACACGGUCUAGUUCCGCAUACAAUGAAUACGGUAACCUGCUUAGUAGAACCUCGGAGAUCAAUGUCUCUAAUAGUGGUUUCAUUAAGCAGACAACAACAACGAAUGUUUAUAUGACAACAUCUUGUAACAUUCAGCUUGUAAGCAAAUCUACCCAACGGGAUGAGAUCACUCAGUCCGAGGAGCAGACGGUGAAUACAGCAACCGAAGAUGGAAGAGCCGUGGCUUCUACUACAUUCUCUUUCCUUCCUGGAGCCGGUCAGCAGCUCAAACCGUGGACCCGACACUCAUAUGGAUAUGACAGCCAGGGUAGAACCACCACGGAUACUCUGGCCUGGGCACCGGACGCGUCGGUGCCCGAUGGUAGCGUCAGCACAGUAACUAAUACGAUGGCCUACUCUUUUGACAGUGGCACGCUUACCCAAACCAUCUACGACGCGGACAAAAAUGCCACCGUCGUCAAAUACGACAUGCGCAAGUACGCAGGGCCGAUGAUAAGCAAGACCUUGCCUUUAGGCCAGACCGAAAGCUUCGACUAUGACAAUAUCUGCAGGCUGAUUAAACAUACCGAUGCAUUGGGUUAUGUCACUACGAAUACCUACACAGUUGGACCAAAUGGUGGUUCGGAAAGUGUGAAAUCACCUGGAGGCUACGUCAAGCUUACGAAGUACGAUGUCUUAGGACGCGAAUGCGAAGUUCUUGACAAUGGAGAUCCAACUCAGCCAACUUCAUCCGACGCCGCUAGGCUUCUGAGGCGUCAAGCGUACGACUUUCUUUCUCAAGUUAAGGAGUCAACGGACAAUUUAGGUCUAGUGACUAAGUACGUUUACGACGCAUUAUCCCGUCCACGUAGUGUCACCGACCCAAAGCAAAACGUCUUGAGCUACCAAUACGACGAUGUGAACCUUGUAAUCACCCAGGAUCUCAACGGAGAUAUUCGUUCUGUUACUCAGCUGAACGGACGCACAGAGGCGCUCAAAGUCGUUACUUACCCGGAUUCAAGUGACGAUCUGGCUACGUAUCUCCUCGAGACUGAUACUGUAUACGAUGGGAAUAAACGACCUAUUAGCACAACGCUGAUUCAGAAACCCAAGUCAUCUGGAGAUGGCAUUACGCUUGAAGAGGCUGAUAUUGAAUACGGCCCUCAGUCCCUCGUUUUCUCACGCACCAUCACCGGCUCGGCCGCUGGGGGUAAGGAUACUGUUAAACGGCAGUUCACUUACGAUCUAAUGGGCAACACGUAUACGUGGCUCAAGGAUACCACGUAUGCUGAUGGUAGGGAAUACCAGGUCAGAGGCCCCAUCAACAUAUAUGAUUGGAACAAUCGACUUGCCGUGACCAGGAACCAGCUUGGGCAGAAAGAGUUGAACUACUACGAUGCCAAUGGCUGGCUUAGCAAAACUGUACGAUACGACGGGUCUGAAGUGAAUUUGACCUGCGAUGAUGUUGGACAGUUCAUCACGACGACCUAUCCUUCGAGCUCGAUAGAGGUUGAUUACGAUUCUGACGGGCAUAUUACUCAAGUGAAAGACGGAGACGAUAUCAUAAAGUAUGGUAUUACCUCGGACGGCACUCUAGAGAAAACCACCUAUAGUGACGGUCUCACGCAAGUCAAUACUCUCGAUAAAUACAGUCGACUUGUGACGCAAACAGACGUCUUUGGCGUGGCUCGGACAACCGAAUACGGCUCGUUCGGAGAAGUAUCUAGUCGGUCAUGCAAAAAAGACAAAUUAACCUACAACUAUGGCACGGCUAACCAUAGCAACGGUCAAUGCAUUGGUUUUAAUCUUGUCGGCGGACGUUCUUAUAUCAAUACGAUCCGGUAUGAUGGUUUCAAUCGCCUGAGCGGCACAACCGCCACGGAUUCUAAUGGCGAGACGCUUCUUGACUCUUCUUACACUAUCGAUGGGAAAGGGAAAGCCAUAAAUAUUAUAACCAGGUCAACUACUGCUCCGGAGUUGAACGUGGAUCGCACUCUCGUCUACGAUGGUCUCGGCCAAGUCACAUUCGAUAGCCGUCCUUCGGCAGGCCUCGGCGAUACUGCGUAUACGUACGACGGAAACUCCAACGUCCUUUCCACCACGGUUGAUGGGAAGACAACUACAAUGUCGUAUAAUGAAAUCGACCAGCGUACAGAUGCUGGAUUCGUAUACGAUACACUAGGGCGGCUGGCCACCGAUGACCAGGACCAGAAAUACCAAUUUGAUGAUCGGGACCGUUUGUUGUCGGUGCAGACGGGAGGCGCGGCAUCAGAUUUCGAGUAUCGAGCGGACGACUACCUCGCCCGCCGUAAAGGUGUUUUAGACACGGUUGAAAUGUACUACAACAGCGGCAAGGUUAACUCGCUGACUGUAUCGAAAGAGAACAAAUCAACUGAGAACACGAGCUUCUUCGGAGGAUCCAAGGCUAUUGUUGCAAGUUACACGGACGAGAAGGCGUCCGACUACUUCUUCGACUCUGUGAACUCCACAGCGCUGCUGGUAGGCGAGGAUCACAAUACAUCCAUCACCUAUGAUACCUAUGGGAAGGCGAACCCCUCGUCCACCGUCGACACGCGGUCGAACUUCGGCUUCGGACAGGAAUUCUGCGAUGAGACGAGCGGACUGGUAUAUCUGCGCUCUAGAUACUACAGUCCCAAGAUCAUGGGGUUCAUCUCCAUGGAUCGCAACCACCAGGAGAACCGAUACGCAUAUUGCGAGGGUGACCCCAUCAAUAAUUUCGAUCCCCUAGGGCAAUCGUGGGAAACUGCCCUCGGGGUCACCGCCUUGGUUGUCGGGGCCGUCAUCGGGGCCGUCGUCACCGCCGGCGUCGGCCUAGUUGUCGAAGCAAGUCUCGGCGCCGCCGUUGGUGCGUUCGGGCUUAGUGAAGUGGCCGCCGCCACAGCAUCUUCCGUAAUCGGAGUCGCUUCGGCCGCGAUAGGGGGAGCAGUUGGCAAUGUCGCCGGCGGCUAUGUCAGCGCCGCCAUCCAAGGCAAUAACUACACUGGGAUGGAUGCCCUCGUCGACGCGCUGACGGGUGCCGCCGGUGGAUCUCUUGGCAAGUGGACCGAGCCCGCAGCCCAAGCGUUUGCGGCCAGCGCUAGGUACGGCGAAAGGGCAUUAACUCCGUUGGCGCAGCAGGCUCUGGCGAGCGGAAUCACAGGAGCUGUCAACAAUGGAACGCAGUCUAUCGUUCGACCGAUCCUUCUAGGCGAGCCCAUAAGUCCGCUAAAGGUUGGUACUUCCAUGCUUAUGGGAUUCGGCUUAGGCGUAACCAAGACGUAUGCCUUGGAUAAGGUGAAGGUGCAGUAUCGCGAGACUUCGCCCCGUGUUCGGGCUGCAGCAAGGCAGUUCCUGGGGCGUGUGCGAGGAAAGAUACAAGCUAGUAGGAUGAAGAGCAUUAGUAUUUACGACAGCAGCGGGGUAGAUCUUGUUGGCUUCAAGAGUCUUUCGGGGAGUAGCUCGGCUGUUGACGCCGAGGUUUCCACUCUGGCGAGUUCAGCGUUAAAAUCUAGGCUUGGGACUUUGAGUCAGGAACAUGAGGAUCUUCCUCCGUUUAUAACCGAACUUUGAGAGCCGGACGGUUACGAUCUUUAAUCUCCCAAUGCAACAGGAGAUCCGCUUGGAUGUCGCUUAGACGACAAAGCAAAACGAAAUCGAAGAUCUCGUCAAGGAGGGCCUCCCCGCAUGCUUCUAGGGAGAGCACUAUUCUUGAAAGGGGCGAAGUGAAACGGAAAGGCGGCUUCUUUCCUUGAAACCUGACGAGCUGCGUGCAGAGAGGUGCUUCAGAUAGAUGAAUUAAGAUGUUUUUACACAGCCAUUUAAACGUAGCUAUGUUGCAUUUAUACGCUUAGCUACUCGAAUCCGUCAAGAGGUAGUAGUGUAGUAAAUAUCGAACAAGUUUCCCGCUUUGAAAAGCAAGUAUCAAAUCUAAGCCUCUUCUAUCUCUGCAUUAUCAGGGGGUGUAAAUGGAGUUUCCUGGGCUUUCCAAGCUUGCGUUACAUAU
Daldinia loculata is the source of this 5471-nucleotide messenger RNA. RefSeq lists its product as uncharacterized. The transcript is spliced from 2 exons. The record is from RefSeq and is a predicted model, not a curated record. Bases 212 to 5038 code for a protein of 1608 amino acids. NCBI's taxonomy places the organism in Eukaryota, Fungi, Ascomycota, Sordariomycetes, Xylariales, Hypoxylaceae.